This is a messenger RNA of Leucoraja erinaceus (little skate), 2243 nucleotides long. Its product is annotated as mesothelin-like protein. NCBI's taxonomy places the organism in Eukaryota, Metazoa, Chordata, Chondrichthyes, Rajiformes, Rajidae. The record is from RefSeq and is a predicted model, not a curated record. Gene Ontology annotation, biological process: cell-matrix adhesion. Bases 158 to 958 code for a protein of 266 amino acids. The transcript has 7 exons. Gene Ontology annotation, cellular component: cell surface.
ACAGAAAUAACAGAAAGUGAUACCACCAAGGUUCACCCUGCCGGCGAUAUAUACAGCAGUAGAACUUGAUGCCUGCUUGAGCAACUCGUUGCUGGAAAGAAACCUUACUCAACUGGGACUUAUAGCUUUUGGCAGAGAUCAACUGCUAGUUUUAGUGAUGAAACUCAGACAGAUUUACCCCGGUGGACUACCGGAGGAGGCGAUACGUAAACUGGGAUUCAUUAUCACUGUAUAUGAACCUGAGGAACUUAUCACCUGGAACAUAACUAUGCCAAGUACCCUUAUACUUGUGCUGAGAAACAGCCCAAACAUGAACACGACAGGAACAGUUCUUCAGAAUUACCUGGGGCGAUCUGGACCUCUGACUGCAGCUGUGUUGACUGAGAUUAAUGGUCCAGUUUUGUGUAGUCUGAGUGAAGCGAAUCUGCGAACCAUUGCUCCUGAGGAACUGAGGAAAGCCAGCCCAUUAAACAUCUCCACAUGCACUCAGCCCAAGAAGAACAUCAUCUAUGGUAUUGCAGCAGCUGCAUUCCGAAAUGAAACUGCUGAUCCCACAGUCUACUAUCCCUUCAUCGAGCCUUAUCUACCUGGUGCACCACUAUCCGCUUUACAGACUUUAUCCACUCAAAAUAUCAACAUGGAUUAUUCAACCUUUAGGCAGCUCAAUCCAGAUGUUGUGGAAAAACUGACUGCUCCGGAACUUCGUGGUCUACUUGGAACAAAUCUAGGCGCUCUUAAAACCAAUGAAAGAGACUUAAUCGUGCAGCGCUGGGUUAGGACACAUUCGCCGUUUGAAGUGGACAGUCUGGGGGUUAAUCUGGUGGGAGGACAGGAGCCUUUUGGACUUGGAAACAUUCAGAUCCCCAUACCGCCUUCAUCUGCUUCAAUGAACUGUUAUAGCAUCCUCCUCUCCGCAUUAAUAACCGCGAUGGGCGUCACGUUGCCGUCCAUUUUAUAAACUGGCAUUCAGUGCUGAAAACUGGAAAGAAUCCAGGCUCCCUCCCAGAUUUUAAUGAAGGUUUUACAAGUGCCAAAUGUACAGUGAGUUGUAUAUCGAUUGCAAUCCAUUGCGGACCAGCCCGACUCCAACUUUUGAGACAAAGCUUUGCAUGUGAAGCAGAUGAUAACGAAUCAGGAUUGACAUUAAACACAAUUUUUUCGUGAGGUAAAUAAUAAUAAUAAUGUGGAAUUGAUGGAUUUCAGCACCAUGAAAGCAGGUUCAGUAACGUAUGGGAUAGGUAGUACAAGCAAGAACUGGGAGUGAACGGAGUGGAUCUUUCUCCACGAACUACCUCAUACUAAAUGGGCCGAAUGGCUUCUGGUGAGCAUUCUGUAAAAUUCCACCAUUCUUUAAUAGGAAGGGGGUUUAGACGCGGCACGGUGGUGCAGCAGUAGAGUUGCUGCCUUCCAGCGCCAGACGCCCAGGUUUGAUCCUGACUAAGGGUGCUGCCUGUACGGAGUUUGUAUGUUCUCCUUGUGACCGUGUGGGCUUCCAUCGGGAGCUCCGGUUUCCCUUCACGCUCCAUAGACAAACAUGGUUAUAGGUUAAUUGGCUUUGGGGAAAAUUGCAAAUCAUCCCUAGUGUGUAGGAUAGUGCUCAUGUACGUAGUGAUUGCUGGUCGGGCUGGACUCAGUGGGCUGAAGGGCCUGUUUCUGUGCAGUAUCUCUAAAAGGUCUAAAAGGAGGGGCAACAAUGGAUUGCAAGCAAUUAGACAAUUAAAUAAAAACCAGUUUGAUUACCCAAACGUGCCGUAUAAUCUUCAUUCAUUCAUUCCCUGUUCUCACUGUCCCUAUAACAUUGCUAUCUCAUCUGCCACAUUUUUCUUUGCUCACUCUGCCUGGAGGUUCUGUCUGGGCACAUGUGCAGAGUACUUGCACUUUGAUUUCACGGCAUCACCAUCAGCUAUUUACAAACCUUGCGUGUCAAGCAAGGGGUUCAAAGGAUGCCAGUGAUCAUGAAAACAAAAUCCGUUAGGACUAUAAUUAUUAAGGCUCAAGAAACAAAUAUAUAGUUUAAGCACAAUAUCGUAAAUAUUUAAUUCAGCACUUAUCUCCCAUCCCCGAUCGCCUAUUUCCCUUUUAACCCCCCUCAUUCCGUUCCCCUCUGCCCACUUCCGCCCUUUGGAUUUACAUUUAAUUCCUCCACUUCUCUCGUUCUCCGAUACCCUUUGGUCUCCUUUCAUCUCUGGCCUUUGUCACUUACUCCAUCCAUCUGCCAUGCAACCCCCUCCCCCCCCCCCCCC